CCAAAACCACUAUAACGCAACACACGUCGUUAAAUCUAAAAUAAAUAAAAUCUUCGAAGCUUUUGAUUUUCAAAUUUUUCAUUCUUAUUUUGAUCUUUUUCUUCUUGUUUCUUUCUUACUUACUUACUUAUCCAUACACUCUCUUUAUUUCUAGAUAAGUAAAGAUGGUUGCUCAAUUGAUCGAUGGUAAGGCUAUCGCUUUACAACUUCGUACCACGAUUCAUGAUGAAAUCAAUCAAAUUCAAGCUAAACAUCCUGAUUUUAAACCAAGUUUAACUAUUAUUCAAGUUGGUGAAAGACCAGAUUCUUCCACUUAUGUUAGAAUGAAGUUAAAGGCUGCUGAAGAAGCUAAUAUCGAUUGUAAGAUUAUCAACUUACCUGAUUCAACCACUGAAUUUGAAAUCUUGAAUGAAAUUCAAAAAUUAAAUGAUUCAUUAAAUGUUGAUGGUAUUUUAGUUCAAUUACCUUUACCAGCUCAUUUAGAUGAAGCUAAAGUUACUUCAGCUGUCUUGGCUUCUAAAGAUGUUGAUGGGUUUGGUCCUUUCAAUGUUGGUGAAUUAUCUAAAAAAGGUGGUCAACCAAAUUUCUUACCUUGUACUCCAAAGGGUAUUAUUCAUUUAUUAAAUGUUUCAAAUGUUCCUAUUGAAGGUGCUAAUGCCGUUAUCUUAGGUAGAUCUGAUAUUGUUGGUAAACCAAUUGCCAAUUUAUUAACCAAAGCUAAUGCUACUGUUACUGUCUUACAUUCUAAAACUCCUUUAAAUCAAAUCCAAGCUUAUCUUGGUCAUGCUGAUAUUGUCGUUGCUGCUAUCGGUCAACCUCAAUUCGUUAAAGGUGAAUGGUUAAAGGAAGGUGCUGUUGUCAUUGAUGUCGGUACUAACUUCAUUCCAGAUGCCACCAAGAAAUCAGGUUCAAGAAUGGUUGGUGAUGUUGAAUUUGAAUCAGCUAGUCAUAAAGCUGCUUUAAUUACUCCAGUUCCAGGUGGUGUUGGUCCAAUGACUGUUGCUACUUUAUUAGAAAAUGUGAUCUUAGCUUCUAAAAAACAUUAUUCUAAAAAUAAUGAAACUCCAAAAUUCACUAAUCCUUUAAGAUUAAACUUAUUAAAACCAGUUCCAUCUGAUUUUGAAAUUUCAAGAGCUCAACAACCAAAAAGAAUUAAUCAAGUUGCUGAAGAAGCUGGUAUUUUAGAUAGUGAAUUAGAACCAUUUGGUUUCUAUAAAGCUAAAGUUUCUUUAGAUUUAUUAAAAAGAUUAGACAAUAAAGUUAAUGGUAAAUAUGUCUUAGUUACCGGUAUUACUCCAACUCCAUUAGGUGAAGGUAAAUCAACCACCACUGUUGGUUUAGCUCAAGCCUUAGGUGCUCAUUUACAUAAGAAUGUUUUUGCCAAUGUUAGACAACCAUCUAUGGGUCCAACUUUCGGUAUUAAAGGUGGUGCUGCUGGUGGUGGUUACUCUCAAGUUAUUCCUAUGGAUGAGUUCAAUAUGCACGUUACUGGUGAUAUUCAUGCUAUUACCAUGGCUAAUAACUUAUUGGCUGCUGCUAUUGAUACUAGAAUCUUCCAUGAAAGUACUCAAAAGGAUGGUCCAUUAUAUAAAAGAUUAGUACCAGCCAAGAAAGGGGUUAGAACUUUCACUUCUUCAAUGUUAAGAAGAUUACAUAAAUUAGGUAUUACUAAAACUGAUCCUAAUGAAUUAACUCCAGAAGAAAUUACUAAUUUUGCCAGAUUAGAUAUUGAUCCAGAAACUAUUACUUGGAGAAGAGUUGUUGAUUGUAAUGAUAGAUUCUUAAGAGGUAUUACUAUUGGUGAAGCUCCAACUGAAAAAGGAUUCACCAGACAAACUGGUUUCGAUAUUUCUGUUGCUUCUGAAUGUAUGGCUAUUCUUGCUUUAGCUAACUCUUUAGAAGAUAUGAGAGAAAGAUUAGGUAAGAUGGUUGUUGCUUCAUCUAAAGCUGGUGUUCCAAUCACUGCUGAAGAUAUUGGUUGUGCUGGUGCUUUAACUGCUUUAUUAAAGGAUGCUAUUAAACCAAAUAUUAUGCAAACUUUAGAAGGUACUCCAGUUUUCGUUCAUGCUGGUCCAUUUGCUAAUAUUUCUAUUGGAGCUUCAUCUAUCUUAGCUGAUAAGAUGGCUUUAAAAUUAGCUGGUACUUCAGCUGAUCUUAGUCCAGAAGAAAGACAAGAACAAGAAGGUUAUGUUGUUACUGAAGCUGGUUUUGAUUUCACCAUGGGUGGAGAAAGAUUUAUUAAUAUUAAAUGUAGAUCUUCCGGUUUAGUUCCAGAUGUAAUUGUUAUUGUUGCUACUGUUAGAGCUUUGAAAGUUCAUGGUGGUGGUCCAGAAGUUAAAGCUGGUGCUCCAUUAGCUGCUGCUUAUACUGAAGAAAAUGUUGACUUAUUAAGAGUUGGAUGUUCUAAUUUAGCUAAACAUAUUGCUAAUGCUAAAUCUUAUGGUUUACCAGUUGUUGUUGCUAUUAACAAGAUGUCUUCUGAUAGUGAUAAAGAACAUGAAGUCAUUAGAGAAGCUGCUUUGAAUGCUGGUGCCGUUGAUGCUAUUGUUUCUAACCAUUGGGAAGAAGGUGGUAAAGGUGCUGUUGAAUUAGCUGAAGGUGUUAUUUCUGCUGCUAACUCUAUUGAUAAAGAUUUCAAAUUCUUAUAUGAUACUGCUCCAUCAGUUGAAGAAAAAAUUGCUACUAUUGCUAAGGAAAUGUAUGGUGCUGGAGAAGUUGAAUUUUUACCAGAAGCUCAAAAGAAGAUUGAUUUAUAUACCAAGCAAGGGUUUGGUAAUUUACCAAUUUGUAUUGCUAAGACUCAAUAUUCUUUAUCUCAUGAUGCUAACUUAAAGGGGGUUCCAACUGGAUUCAAAUUCCCAAUCAGAGAUGUUAGAGCUUCUAUUGGUGCAGGAUAUUUAUAUGCUUUAGCUGCUGAAAUCCAAACCAUUCCAGGUUUACCAACUCAUUGUGGAUUUAUGAAUGUUGAAGUUAAUGAAGAUGGUGAAAUCGAUGGAUUAUUCUAAUUGGUUUUUGUUUUCUUCUGUCUUCUAUUUCCUUUCUUCUUUCCUUUCCUUUCCUUUCCUUCCUUCUCUUUUGUUAACUAUUUCAUCUUUUCACUUUUUUACUGUUCUUGAUUGAAUGUUAAAAAGGAAAAUUAAAGAUAUUUAUCAAGUUUCAACACUAAUUGAUGAUGUCACGAAUUUUUAAUUGCAUUUUAUUUACUUAUUUACUUACUUAUUUUUCUUCUCUUUAUUCAAUUUUACUUUAUGUUUAAAUUGUUUAUUUACUUUUCUUAUUUUCUUUUUACACUUAUACACUUUUAGAUCACAUCAUGUUAGAUUAUUUUAUUUUUAUAUAUAUAAAUAGGUUUAGAUUAGAGUCUAAUAAUAAAAGGGGUUUCAACACGUUAAAAAAAAUCAUACCUAUAUCAUACUACAUUGAUAUUUGUAACUGGUGGAUGCAAAUAAAAUUGA
This is a messenger RNA of Scheffersomyces coipomensis, 3455 nucleotides long. RefSeq names its product trifunctional formate-tetrahydrofolate ligase/methenyltetrahydrofolate cyclohydrolase/methylenetetrahydrofolate dehydrogenase (gene MIS11). Bases 165 to 3005 code for a protein of 946 amino acids. The record is from RefSeq and is a predicted model, not a curated record. Gene Ontology annotation, molecular function: methylenetetrahydrofolate dehydrogenase (NADP+) activity; methenyltetrahydrofolate cyclohydrolase activity; formate-tetrahydrofolate ligase activity. The transcript has a single exon. Gene Ontology annotation, cellular component: cytosol. Lineage: Eukaryota; Fungi; Ascomycota; Pichiomycetes; Serinales; Debaryomycetaceae. Gene Ontology annotation, biological process: tetrahydrofolate interconversion.